AUGCCUCGGAACUCCCCUCUUAAUGAAAAUGAAAAAGAAUACAUUUCUGCCUAUAAACUGGAAGGAAAAUCUAUAAGAGAACUGUCGAGGUCCCAAACAGUUGUGAGAAAUUAUCUAAAGGACCCUGAAUCUCUAAAAAAAAUAUUGUUAAUCUCCCUUUUUAUCACCCGCUCUAACUUUCAUCAUCUGCUCACCCUUUUCCUCCCCCAUCCUCCCUUUAUAUCUCACACUUCCUUUUCAUCUCCCAACCGCCUUUUCUAUCUCACACUCCCUUUUCAUCUCCGCUCUCCCUUUUCGAAUCACACUCUCCCUUUUCAUCUUCUGCUUCAUUUUUCCCUUUUCGUCUCCCGCUUUUCAUCUUCUCCUCUUCCUUUUCAUCUAUCCUCUCAUUUUCAUCUCGUGCUCUCCCUUUUCAUCACUCUCCCUUUUCAUCACUCUCCCUUUUCAUCACUCUCCCUUUUCGCCUUCAAUUCUCUGUUUUCAUCUUUUUCAUUUCCGUGUUCCUUUGAUCUCAAACUCUCCUUUCUGAUCACCCACCUUUUCUUUUUUCAUCACCCUCUCUUCCUUUUCAUCUCCCACUCACCCUUUUCAUCUGCCCUUUAUCUGCCUUUUCAUCACCCGCUCUACCUUUCAUCAUCUGCUCACCCUUUUCAUCUUCCACUCACCGUUUCUAUCUCACACUUUUCAUCUCCACUCUCCCUUUUCGAAUCACACUCUCCCUUUUCAUCUUCUGCUUUAUUUUUUUUAUCUCCCACUCAACCUUUUCAUCUCCCACUCUACCUUUUCAUCUUCUCUUCUUCCUUUUCAUCUCUCCUCUCAUUGUUAUCUCAUGAUCUCCCUUUUUAUUUUCGCCUCCAAUUCUCUCUUUUCAUAUGCCGCUCGUUUUUUUCCUUUUCCGCGCUUCGAUGUCAUCCUCCCCACAUUGAUUUCAUCUCUUAUACACGCUUUUCAUCUCCUACUCUUUUCAUCGUUUUGCGUCUCUCUCUCUCUCUCUCUCUCUCUCUCUCUCUCUCUUUCGUCUUCCGCUAUCCAUCUUACUCUGUCCCUCUUCAUUUCUCUCUACCUUUCCGUUUCUUUUUCCUUAUUCUUAAAUUCUUCUUUUUUUUUUCGCUACCCUCACCUACCUCUAUCUUUUCUACUUCUGACAGCUCAUUCGUUCUGGCGCUUUCUCUCUUCUUUCUCUUCUGUUUCCCUUAUUUAAUGCACUUACUUCUCUCUUCUCUGUCAUCUAUUCUCCCUUCCUUUAUGACAGCUUCUGUUCUUUUUCUAUUUCCAGCUUUUCCUCCAUCUUUUUAUCUUUUUUCAAUGUUCAGUCUCUUCUUUAGCCUUCCUUAUCUUUUCAUUUUCAAUCUUCUUCUUUUAUUAUUAUUAUUAUUAUUAUUCAUUUGCUUCUUUUUUCUCUUUUUUCUUUUCUUAUUUCUUUUUUCUAUCAUUUUUCCUCUUUUUCUUUCUACAUUUCCUAUUCAUCUCCCAGUCGCCUUUUCAGUUUUUCUUCUCCCCAUUCUCAUUUAUCGCUCUUUAUUUUCAUCUACUCUUUCGUUUCUUUCUUUUUUUUUUCUACUUAUUCUUGUCCCUUUUACUUUCUUCUCUUUAUUUAGUUUUUCUUUCUUUUUUUUUCAGUCUUUUCUCUACAAUCGUUCAUCUCUUUCUUUUCUCCUCCUGGACAUUCUUUUAGCCCCCCUUCAUUUUCAUUUGUCCAUAUUUAUUGUUGUUUUUUUUCUUCUUCUCCAUUCUCCCAUUAGGUCUUCUUUCAUCGCUUAUGACAUUCUUUUUUUUCUUUUGGUCUAUUUUUCUUUUCCCCUUCUCCUACGCCCCUCUAAUAUCUCUAUUCAAUCUCUUCUUUUCCAUUUUUUUCUUAAAUUCCAUUUUCUUCUUCUUCUUCUUCUUCUUCUUCUUAUUAUUAUUAUUAUUAUUAUUGAAAGAUAUUCCUUUAAAAUUCUUUUCUAUUUUUUUUUCUUGGUACAUUACUUGCCGAGUGACAAGCAGGCACCUCAGGCAAGAAAUGAGAAACGGUGUCGUUCGUCAGGGAAACGAGUGACACUGGAAUGUCAUGGAUGUGCACCGUUUGAUUUCGCUAUUAUUUUCUCUUUUCCUUUCUAUUCUUCCUCUGUUUAUUGUCUUCUUCUAUUUUGCCUCCCCCUCCUCAGACCCCCCCCACACACACACACAAAAUCUUUCUCGUAUUGCAAGCAAGAAACCUUGCAAACAUCUCAAACUCUCGUCGCUCUCACGUGA
Messenger RNA from Acanthosepion pharaonis, 2235 nucleotides. The record is from the annotation of a GenBank genome assembly. Lineage: Eukaryota; Metazoa; Mollusca; Cephalopoda; Sepiida; Sepiidae.